UUUCUACAAAUCACGUUCAAGUGCAUUUCACAGGUAUUGAGUAAAGUCGGCGGAAAUGAAGCCCGAAUGAGUCAUUCGCUUCAACGUAACGAGUUUAACGUAACCGACACAAGACGUCGGCAAGAAGUUGAUGGCGUCCUCAAAUGUAGAAUCGCACCGCAGUCGCUCGCCGCUCGAGUCCGUUGCUGAAGAGGAAGGAUAUCGUCCAAUUCCGGUCACUCCACAGACCGACUUCUCGGCGAUACAGCUCCUCGUCGAGGACAGCAACCUGCAAUCUCUUACCCCGACACUGGAGGCAGCGUUCCGCCAUUUCAUCGCCAAUUAUCCUCGACCCGUCGCGGAGAUUAGCAAAAAUGAUCUGAUAAGGGUUGUUAUCUACGUAGUGGCCCUUGAAACGGGCCUCACACCACGGAACUGCCCAGUGCCAUCGUUUGGCAAGAUGCGCCAGGUGUACCGAUCGUUCGAUAAACGGCUCGUGCACCACUUUGUUACCCGACUGUCGGUGGACAGUUUCGCAAGCCCAUCGAAUCUAUGCUCGAUGGAUCUGUGCUUGAUGCCGAUUCGUGUCGAUGAGAAUAACUAUUUUGGCUGCAAGCUCACAUCUUUCGUUAGUGGCGAUUUGUUGAUCGUUAGUCUCGUCCCCGCUGGCGCUUUCCCCGUUAACGGUGGGUUCAGCGUUGCCCUGCCCAUCAGUCGAUAUGUGCCGUUGGUAAACACUGAGCGCCUGGCAGUUUGCUUUCAGCGGCUGAAGGAAUUGUCCUAUAAACUUAAAAAUGAGGUGUUUGUGCCCUUCCGCGACAACAUACACCACACAUGCCUGACCUUCGGCUAUCCUUCGUUGAUCGGGUUACCGGUAGACAUAAAUCUAGAACUCACCAAAUACUUGGAUGAAUACUGUUUUGAACACUACAGAGCCAGCUGCCCAUACUACGGGUGCGACAAUCAAUGGACCGUGCGUGUAAAUUGUAGUACCUAAA
This is a messenger RNA of Anopheles cruzii, 977 nucleotides long. RefSeq lists its product as uncharacterized. Bases 131 to 976 code for a protein of 281 amino acids. NCBI's taxonomy places the organism in Eukaryota, Metazoa, Arthropoda, Insecta, Diptera, Culicidae. The transcript is spliced from 2 exons. The record is from RefSeq and is a predicted model, not a curated record.